CGAACCACCACCUUUCCAACAUGAAGUUCUCCGCCGUCAUCGCCGCCGUCUCGGCCACCGCCGUCUUGGCCGCCCCCGGCGCCGAGUCCAGCCCCAACAACUUCGGCGCCGUCGAGAAGCGCGCCUCCUUCCCCAUCCCAGCCUCCAAGGGCACCGUCACCUUCAAGGCCCCCCAGUCCGUCUCCGGCACCUUCGACGGCGGCCUCAAGACCUACGGCCGCGGCGUCAAGUGCACCGGCCAGGCCGAGGGCGGCAACAAGGACGCCGUCUUCAUCCUCGAGAACGGCGCCACCCUCAAGAACGCCAUCAUCGGCGCCGACCAGAUCGAGGGUGUCCACUGCAUGGGCUCCUGCACCGUUGAGAACGUCUGGUGGACCGCAGUCUGCGAGGACGCCCUCACCCUGAAGGGCGACGGCAACGCCAGCGUCAUUGGCGGUGGUGCCCGCAGCGCCGAGGACAAGGUCAUCCAGCACAACGGUCUCGGCACCGUCACCAUCGACGGCUUCACCGCCGUCGACUUCGGCAAGCUGUACCGCUCCUGCGGCAACUGCAAGACCAUGGGCGAGCGCAAGGUCGUCGUCAAGAACGUCAAGGCCUUCAACGGCAAGAUGCUCACCGGCAUCAACUCCAACAAGGGCGACACCUCCUCCAUCACUGGUACCUGCGCCACCUCCGUCAAGGAGAUCUGCAGCGAGUUCCAGGGCACCACCCCCGGCCACGAGCCCAAGAAGAUCUCUACCGGCGCUUCUGCUUCUUGCAAGAUCUCCGCCGUCGGGGCUUGUUAAGCGGCUCACUGAGCUUUCUCGUCGAUUCAAGUCCCCUGUCUCGGCCGCCCUCGCCGCGCGCUGCCAUGUGCGGUUAUGUAACCCUUCUGUCUCCGGGAGACCGUGGGCGGGCUUCGUUUUUUCAUUAGAGAACGGAGGAAAAGGAACUACAAACUCACUUCCUGUGGUGUUUAAGCUAAUACACACCACUUGGCCUCUUGGCUGUUCACUGUAUAUAUAGACAUAGAAACCUGUUACAAAAGCAACAGCAAAGAUUAAAUAACACGCGACUGUAUAUUGCCUAUGUCGAGAAUUCAAAGGGGAAGAAGGGAUGAACUCUACAGAAGAUCUAGCAACAACAGCAG
Colletotrichum navitas is the source of this 1129-nucleotide messenger RNA. RefSeq names its product pectate lyase. Gene Ontology annotation, cellular component: extracellular region. Gene Ontology annotation, molecular function: pectate lyase activity. The record is from RefSeq and is a predicted model, not a curated record. The transcript is spliced from 2 exons. Lineage: Eukaryota; Fungi; Ascomycota; Sordariomycetes; Glomerellales; Glomerellaceae. Bases 21 to 785 code for a protein of 254 amino acids. Gene Ontology annotation, biological process: pectin catabolic process.